AUGAUUUAUGUCAAAUACCUCACAGGGCUCCUGUCCCUCUUUCAUGCGGCUGUGGCUGCUAAGUCGAGAUAUGUGGUGAUUGAACAGCUGAACAGCGCACCCAAUGGGUGGGUAAGAGGCGCGACUCCUUCGCCUUCUACUGCGAUGAAAUUUUGGCUGGCGAUAGAACACGAAUACAAGGCAGAGUUCGAACAGAAAGUCAUCCAUCUGUCGACUCCUGGCCAUCAUGACUAUGGUCAGCAUAUGACUCGUGAGGACGUUAGGGCCUUCCUGCGCCCUUCUGAUCAAGCCUCAAAGACAAUACUAUCCUGGCUGGAGUCCGAGUUUGUUCCUUCGGAUUCCAUCGAAGAACAUGGAGACUGGAUCACAUUUACAGUCCCUUUGUCCCAAGCAGAGUCAAUAAUGCGGACCGAUUUCUAUAGCUUCCACCGUCCGGGGACCAACGAGACACAAAUUAGGACGCUGAAAUACUCCGUCCCAGAGGAUGUCGGUCCCUACCUUCAAAUGAUCCAACCAACGACCCACUUUGGACAUCCGAAGACGCAGGCAAGUCUGCCGGGUCUCAUGCCAGUGGCGGUCGAUAUCGAUGACCCAGACGGAAACUGCUCGACGGGGGUAACGCCGGGCUGCCUUCGUCAACUCUAUGGAAUCUUUGACACCAAGGCGGACCCUAACUCAAGUAACGUGCUUGGCGUUUCCGGUUAUCUGGACCAGUACGCACGCUACAGUGACCUCGAACAAUUUAUGGACGUGUACGCGCCGAAUAGUACAAGCGCCAACUUCUCGGUCGUGUCUAUCAACGGUGGUCUUAAUUUACAAAACUCGCGCCAGUCGAGCACGGAAGCAAGUCUUGACAUUCAGUAUGCUAUCGCGGUGGCGUACGAUGCCAACGCGACGUUCUACACCACUGCGGGACGGGGACCAUCCGUUUCGGACCAGGGCGAGUGGAGCACCAAUGGCUCGACCAAUGAGCCGUAUCUUGAGCAGCUUCUAUACCUCCUAGAUCUUCCAGACGAUGAGCUUCCCGCCGUUCUCAGCACAUCUUACGGGGAAGAUGAACAGAGCGUUCCGGAGCCAUAUACACGAGCCACAUGCAAUCUGUUUGCACAACUAGGGGCACGCGGGGUGUCUGUGAUAUUCAGUAGCGGGGAUUCGGGCGCUGGGGGGUCGUGUCUUUCUAACGAUGGAGCCCAGAGGAUUCGUUUCCAGCCUAUUUUCCCGGCGCCAUGUCCAUUUGUCACCGCGGUGGGUGGCACUGAGGGCAUUGGUCCAGAAAGAGCCGUUGACUUCUCGGGAGGUGGGUUUUCAGAUCGCUUCUCUCGUCCGUCAUACCAGAACGCAAGUGUGCAGAGCUACCUUGAGACCCUGGGCGACAAAUGGGAUGGAUUAUACAACCCAGAUGGCAGAGGUAUCCCCGAUGUUGCUGCUCAUGCCAGUAACUAUGUCAUCAGAGACCACGGAGAGUGGUUGAGAACUGCAGGCACAAGUGCUGCUGCCCCCGUCUUUGCAGCGAUUAUCUCUCUAUUGAAUGCAGCGCGGCUUCAGCAGGGGAAACCCACACUUGGGUUCCUCAAUCCGUGGCUGUACUCACUGAACCAGACAGGAUUCAUCGAUAUUGUGGACGGUGGCUCAGUGGGUUGUGAUGGCAUAGCCGGAGCUCUGGUUCCCUACGCAAGCUGGAAUGCCACCAAGGGAUGGGAUCCAGUCACCGGCCUCGGGACACCAUUUUACCAAACUUUGGAGCAGAUUGUUAAGAAUUCUUAA
Aspergillus sclerotioniger CBS 115572 is the source of this 1764-nucleotide messenger RNA. Its product is annotated as S53 family peptidase. The record is from RefSeq and is a predicted model, not a curated record. Gene Ontology annotation, biological process: proteolysis. The transcript has 2 exons. Gene Ontology annotation, molecular function: tripeptidyl-peptidase activity; serine-type endopeptidase activity. Bases 1 to 1764 code for a protein of 587 amino acids. NCBI's taxonomy places the organism in Eukaryota, Fungi, Ascomycota, Eurotiomycetes, Eurotiales, Aspergillaceae.